Messenger RNA from Chondrus crispus (carragheen), 1098 nucleotides. RefSeq lists its product as hypothetical. The record is from RefSeq and is a predicted model, not a curated record. Bases 1 to 1098 code for a protein of 365 amino acids. The transcript has a single exon. Lineage: Eukaryota; Rhodophyta; Florideophyceae; Gigartinales; Gigartinaceae.
AUGUCGAGUCUUCCUCCUACCGAAGGAGGCGAUAUCCCAAUCCCUCGGAACACUACCGCUUCGUCCGCGGUCUCCUGGCAUCCUGCGGUCGCACAAACCAGCCAAACAACCACCAGGAACCCGUUUGCGGCUGCUGCUCGGUUCGUCUUUGCGGGUUCCGCGAAAGUCGCGCGGUCCCGAACUUCUUUGGUUCCCCGUACGGGAUCGGUCUCCUUACCUCUACCGCCAUCGCGCGGAUCCAACACCCCGAUCUCGUGGGAGCACCUCUCCUCUUCGAGGCGGACUAUGGUACCAACUUCCGGAUCUCGGUGGGCCUCUUACGAGGAGUUGCGAGCGUCGCAUCCGAUGCGAGAUUCGGAACUCUUCUCCAGGGCACCCUGGUUUCACCCGCAAGGGCUACUUGACACCGCUCUGGUGAUGUCCUACGUCGACGCAGGAGGCUGGUUGCCCGGAGGAUUCCGGUUGGAGACCAUCCAGAGUUGGGACUGGAAAACGCACAUUGCCGUGCAUUCCUCUUGCCUGAGACGCGACCGUCAGAACGGUGAAUCGUUGCACGAUGCACGCUCCGCCAUGGCGCGGUUGGCCUUUCAGAGGAUGAGUCGCACGCUGAGCGAUGUUCCAAUCCCGCCGGCUCUCCAACUGGACCUCGGUCUGUACCGUACUGACGGAGAGAUUUCCUACGCCGAACGGUUAAGCCAACUUGACGUAUCCCGCUGGCGCGGCUUCUUCGGUCCGGAUACCGGUGCUCUCUGCUGGACGAGGCCAAUUAUCCUGGCAGAAUUCCGGUACAUCCGCAAAGGAAGUCGCGGGAAUUUCAAAGAGAGUAUCCGCUUCGAGAGGCGGUGCCGAAGGCGCUUCGGGUACAUGGUACCAUACCAGAGCGUGGAGGCGCAGCGCUUUCAUCCGCGUCACCUCCAGGGCAGGUAUGUUCGCAUCCCCAACUGUUGGGGGUCCCUGGAAAUGCCAGGAGGUUGCUACGUAGAGCUCCCGCCGUGCGUCUCCUACGUGGGAUCCCAACUCAUCUCGGAUAAAGACUCCGGCUUCUGGGCCGUCUUCGCCUCCGAAUGGUGCGCGAAGGUGGCCGCCCAUAUACUGUAG